Molecule: messenger RNA, 954 nt
Organism: Trichoderma atroviride IMI 206040
Lineage: Eukaryota; Fungi; Ascomycota; Sordariomycetes; Hypocreales; Hypocreaceae
Source: RefSeq, a predicted model, not a curated record
AUGCACAAGGGCGAACUUUGUUGCUCCGAAGAAGCUUGCAGCAGGAGGGACUAUGGGAGCAGUAUUUUCAGAUGGAUACAAGCAAAGUACUGUGAGGAAAUCAACGAUUCGCUUUCUGCUGUUAGCGAAGGGAAGCAAGUUGUUCCAUUGGCAAAGUUUAGAAGCGCCGACCCGAACCAGUUUGAUCACAUGAAAAGAAACCCCAAGUCUCAAUACACUACCUCGGAAAGACCCGAGGCGACUAGCCUGGAGACGCCUCGAGCCAUCUAUCUCAGCAACGAAGACAUGCUUUUUGAUGGCACUUUGUUGGCAAGAGGAACACCUGCAGGGCCGACUGGAUAUGUCUUUGAGGUUCCCUACACGGCCACGCUGGCGUACCCGAAAGAGCUCAUCGACAUGCUGAGAGACUUUGCACGCGGAUUUCCCAAGGACAUGUUGACCAUGAGGCUCAUGCUACUAGCCGCGACUAUUUGGAAAGAUAUCAUGGUGCCACCCAUGCGAAGCCAAGAGAUGUGCGUGGAUGCAACCAAAAUGAGCCAGGCUUGGAAAGUCCCAGAAUCCCCGUCUGCCGAGACUCUCGAGUGGCAGACCGCCAGAAUUACGGUUCGGGCAGAUCGCUCUUGGCUCGUGAAGGCGAAUGCAAACGGCCCCGAGCAAAGAACAAUUGGACAUGAAGAUGGUGAUAAUUUGGUACAACCAGUUGGAGAUGGAGUUCUCGAGACUCUGAUUGAAGAUCAAUGGUGCAUUGUGGAAGUCCUCCCCCGAGGCAAAACCAUGUACAAGUUCACACCACAAGCCGCAAAGCGCAAGCGGAAGAAGAAUCUGUUGGACCAGAUCAGUCUGCUCUCAGGAGUUCGAAUGGACUUGAUCUGCAAAGGCAGCAACGGUGGGACGCUGGUGAGAGACAGACCCCAGACGAGCCACGCCCCGUCAUCAGAGCAGAGCCCACUGUGA